UCUUCACUUUACAGUUCUUCUUUAUUAUUCAAGAAACCUCAGUACGUUGAAGUAUCAUACCGAAAGCCCCGACAACGGUGAACAAGACCAAACCGCCAACACAAAGGCGGCAAGCCACCAUGUCUACUGUGCUUUCAGCCCGCGGCGACAGUGCCGUCACCACCUCUUACAAUAAAUCCCAGACUCGAGGCAGCAUGACCAUAAGGCCCCCAUCUGCCACUGAUCUAUCCGCUUGGAUGUAUUUGCCCAUAUAUGGCGACAUUCCUGGCAAGUCUCUAGACCAGCUCAUGGUCGAUUUCGCAUCGGAAGCUGCAACUAUCAAGACUGUGGCGGUGUACGAUGGCAGCGAAAAGGUAUUGGAGGAGCGGGAGCUUGGAAAGAGAGAGACUUUUGGUAUUCCUGUGUGUUCUAGGGAGAUUAGUUCUACGGAGGAAGGGCUUACGGUCUCGAUUGAGGUUGAGUUUGAGACCACUGAGGCGUGGUUGUCUCUUAGUUCUGUCUCUAUUGCGUUUUGAUUACAUUGAUUAAGAGUUUCUUUCAAGGAGCUCACUACUUAUAGCAAAUAUUAGAAACUCCAUAACUUACUUACUAGCCUAUGUUUAGAGUACCUAGCUAUAAUGAAGAUCUUUUGUUACUCA
This is a messenger RNA of Fusarium verticillioides 7600, 638 nucleotides long. RefSeq lists its product as hypothetical. The record is from RefSeq and is a predicted model, not a curated record. The transcript has a single exon. NCBI's taxonomy places the organism in Eukaryota, Fungi, Ascomycota, Sordariomycetes, Hypocreales, Nectriaceae. The coding region runs from base 120 to 515 and encodes 131 amino acids.